This is a messenger RNA of Brassica rapa (field mustard), 4372 nucleotides long. RefSeq names its product tyrosine-specific transport protein 2. Gene Ontology annotation, biological process: amino acid transmembrane transport. The record is from RefSeq and is a predicted model, not a curated record. NCBI's taxonomy places the organism in Eukaryota, Viridiplantae, Streptophyta, Magnoliopsida, Brassicales, Brassicaceae.
AGAGAGAGAGAGAGAGAGAGAGAGGGAAUUGUCUCGACAAAUGUGGUGAGAGGAUCAUCAAGGUUCUCGCCUACUUUUCUUUUGUUGGUUAGUUUUUUUUCGAGACAUAAUCUUGAAAAAGGUUUAACCAACAAGAGGACCUUAAUGAUCCUUUCACUAUAUUUGUCGUGACAGCUUUUUUUUUAGAUUCUUCAAAUUUUAUUUUGCCAAAUCGAUAUCUCAUAGAUCGAUAAUGACAUUGUUAGCGGAUUAGAGUGGAGUUUAAAAGUUCAGAUGGACACUGGAACUUUCAAACUAUGGACGUGCAACAAAAAUCUCUUGGUCUUACUUGUUGAGAUAGAAGGAUUACUAUGGACAACAUCUUGCAUGAGAGACUUGAGAGUUUUUUUUUUGCUAAAUGGUAAAUAUCAUUUCAGAAAUGAAUUGCUGAAGCUUACAAUAUGUGAUAAACAAACUAUAAGACCUCUAAAAACAUACUUCCAUGGCAAAAAACAAUAAAAGCGGGAAGCAGAAUCAAUCGAAUUUGAAACCGUUCUACUUUGGAGCGAAAAUGACAUCAAAUAUUGAUACAAACUUGUAGUAACCGGAAAGAAGAUUUAGCCGAGACAAACAUGAAAAGAGAGAUCUAAGAAACUAGAACACGAAGAGAACGAUGUUAGUGGGAAGUAGAUUCAAUAGCUGCCUGCACAAAUUGCUUUUCUCCGAAAAUCAGAAACAGACCUGUUCAAGGACUGUCCUUUAGGUCCGGGCUGGGAAAGAACUAAACCCGGAUUCCAGCAACAGACGGGACAACACACACUACGGAGACUUGAGAGUCUUUUUGGUAUUUUUUGAGACAGAUUGCUCGGAUCUAAUGAAUAUGACUACAACCUUGAUAGAUUAGCCAGCUUUUUACUUCAAAAAUAUGAGGGUGGGACUCACUAGCGAAAGAAAGUAGGAUUAAAUGCGUUCUUUUUCAUAUAGACUAGACACGAUCGGAUUGAAAUGCUCUGUUGAGAAACGUCACUUCUAACCAGAAUUUGGUUUAAAAGAUGGACCCGAGACAAAAAAAUUAGACCAAACCCCCUUAUGUCUGGUUUAUUAGACAAAAGCCCUAAAGAGUCAACUAAACCUUCCAAACUCUAAACAGAAACACUUGACAACAAAACCAAACCAGCUCAGGUCCACUUGACAGAGAAUCUCCCACAUCACAUCAAUGUCUCUUCCUCUUCGUCAGCACUGCCUAACCCCCACAAAAUCUCAUCUUUCUCCCCAAAACGCCCUCCCUCGCCGGAGUUUCCUCAAGCUCUCCGACCGUCGUCAUACUCAAACUCCCCCUCCACCGCAGCUCACCAUCAAAGACCAGAAACCCAUUUCUCACAAUCGCUCUCUCUACUCACCUUCACUCGUCAGAUGCAGCACAGACCACGACGAACCUCAGUCACCGCACGACGAAAAGAUCCAAACUUUACAGAAACCCAAGAACGGAAAGAGCUUCUGGGCCGCCGUUAGUCUGAUCAUCGGAACCGCCGUGGGCCCGGGAAUGCUCGGCCUCCCAGCUGCAACCAUCAGAUCCGGUUCGAUCCCAUCUACCAUAGCUUUACUCUGUUCUUGGGUCUACGUCAUCUCCUCUAUCCUCCUCGUGGCUGAGCUCAGCUUCGCAGCUAUGAGAGAAGACAAUGCGUCAGAGGUCAGCUUCACGGGCCUUGCAACUAAAUCAUUUGGAGAUAAGUUCGGAGUCUUUGUUGCUUUUGUCUAUGCUUCGCUGAGUUUUGCUUUGAUGGUUGCUUGCGUGUCUGGGAUUGGCUCUAUUGUCUCUCAAUGGUUUCCUACAAUGAAUCCGUUAUUAGCCAAUGCUAUCUUCCCUCUAGUCUCCGGAGUCUUGAUCGGUUUCUUCCCGUUCAAUGCCAUUGACGUCGCCAACAGGUGUCUCUGCUUCCUCAUGUUGUUCUCUAUAACUUCCCUCGUUGCUAUAGGUUUGUCCGUGGCUCGGUCCAACGUGUUGGCUUCCUUUGGUCAGUCUUGUUGGAAGGUUUCGGCGGUUUUGCCUGCGGUUCCCGUUAUGGUGCUGACGCUGGGGUUUCAUGUCAUCACUCCUUUUAUAUGCAACCUUGCUGGGGACUCGGUUUCGGAUGCUCGGAGAGCUGUUCUUGUGGGCGGUGUUGUGCCGUUUGUUAUGGUGUUGUCGUGGAACCUCAUUGUUUUGGGGCUUGCUAGGAUCAAAGUCCCUGUGGGUUCUUCUUCAGCCAUUGACCCUAUCUCGCUUCUUCUGUCUGUGAACCCUUCUGCUUUAUCUGCUGUUCAGGGUUUUGCUUUCUCGGCGUUAGCCACUAGUUUGAUCGGAUACGCUGUUAGCUUCCCUAAACAGCUUCUUGAUACAUGGAGGCUUGUGUCUAAGCAGUCAAGUGGAACUAAUGGGAGAGGUCGUGAUGGAUUUGAAGCGGUAGUGAUGCUGUUUGUGCUUGGAGUUCCAGCUCUGAUUGCAACGUACUUUCCUUCAACGUUUUCGAGGGCUUUGGAUUUUGCAGGUGUUUAUGCGAACUGUUUCCUCUUUGGUGUACUGCCUCCUGCAAUGGCUUAUAUUCAGCAGUCUAGAAAGAAGCUCAGGUCAUGGGUUCUUCCUGGAGGCAACUUUACCUUGUUGGUCUUAUUUGUAAUCGCUGUUAUACUGGGGAUAUGGCAUUAGGGAGUCAUCAAACAGAAAUGGAAGGGAAUCAACUUUAAAAUGAGGGUGCAGUGCUGGGACAGGAAAAUCAUCUGGUCCAUACCUUCCGGUUUCGCCUAGAAAGCAUGUGAAAGCUCCAGCUUCUUUCCGACAUGCUAUCUGCAGAAUCGAGCAAAGAACGAUCAACUAUCAGUCAUAAUGUUCACUUAGUAAGUGAAGAAAUGUUCCACAUGCUAUCUGCAGUUACUGAAGAAAUGGUUCGAACCGGAAUGGAUAACUGAAUCGAAUCAAAAUUUAUAUAUUUAAGGUUAUAAUAUUUUAAAAACCUGGGAUAUUCGAUCCUUGUCCACCCCUACCAAAAAAGGACGAACACACACGAGGAAGAUGAGCUACUGUUAACGUCAGGCGAAUCAAGAGAGUAACUGAAAGAAAGAAAUAUUUCUGCUUACUGAUGUUGCGCCAAGUUGGCAUCAUCUCCUCCACUGAAACCGAAUACAACUAACCGGAUCGGUCUAAGAGAAUGUUACGAAUAACGAGUCGGUUUGAGGGUAAUUUGGGAAUCACAACGCUAAAUAUCUUACCUGGCACGCCUACGUGGAUUCUCUGCCCUCUCUCUCUCUCUCUCUCUUUCUAGCAACCAGGGGGAGAGACAAGGCAUCAAAGCAGGAAAAACAAACAAAAAAAAACAUCCAGAAGAAAAACUCGAGAAAAUUACUUAGUUUCUGCGAAAAUCUGUAGCUUUUCUGGGAAUUUUAUAUUAUUUUCUCUAGGUACUGGGAAAGGAAAAAAAAGCAUUAAGGGGUUUAAGGUCUCUUCUGGUGAAAUUUCGUAUAGAACGUGAAUGUCCUGAUUCUGAAUCUUGGAGAUAGAGACAAACGUUAGUGGAAUAUUAUUCUCUGUGUCUGAUUCAUCUUUGGAUCCAUGGUGGAGAACUUUCCCAGGAUACACAUUUCGAUUAGGUUCUCUUAGAUUUUUUCUAAUGAUUUUUUCCCGUUUGGAAAUCUUCAUUCGGGAACGUUUCUAGAAAAAUCUAAAAAAUAUUUGGCCGUGUAAUAAUGGUACGACAUGCUCUUCUCUAAGCUGCAUUGUGAUUUAUUCGUGUUGCUCAUUGUUUACCUUAUGAUCAGGCUGCUUCAGUAAAGGUAGCUUUGGGGUCGUGCGUCUGGGUAGAAGAUACAGAUGAAGCCUGGCUUGAUGGAGAAGUUGUCGAAGCUAACGACGAUGUGGUCAAAGUCAAAUGCGAAACCAAGACGGUUAGUAGUUCCCUUUUAAAUAAAUGAGAUUUGCUUGGCUCUCAAGCUACAUGAUGAUGAUAGGUAGUAGUGAACAUAAAGUGCUAAUAUUUGUUAUUUAGGUUACGGCAAAGGUAAAUGCUGUCCACCCCAAGGAUCCUGAGUUUCCUGAACUUGGCGUCGAUGACAUGACCAAGCUAGCCUAUUUGCAUGAACCAGGGGUUCUUCUCAAUCUUAAGUCCCGGUACAAUGCAAAUGAAAUUUAUGUAAGCAUGUAACCUUUUCUUUCAUUCCUUUUAUGUUAAUAUUACUGCACAGCUAAGGCUAAUUUGUUAUUCAAAUUGUUAAAGACAUACACAGGGAAUAUACUGAUAGCUGUGAACCCCUUUAAAAGAUUACCCCACCUAUAUGGAAACGAGAUCAUGGAACGGUAUAAAGGCUCAGAUUUUGGCGACUUAAGCCCACAUCCUUUUGCUGUUGCUGAUUCUGCAUACAG